Messenger RNA from Cebus imitator (Panamanian white-faced capuchin), 291 nucleotides. Its product is annotated as 40S ribosomal protein S26-like. Gene Ontology annotation, cellular component: ribosome; cytosolic small ribosomal subunit. The transcript has a single exon. NCBI's taxonomy places the organism in Eukaryota, Metazoa, Chordata, Mammalia, Primates, Cebidae. Gene Ontology annotation, molecular function: structural constituent of ribosome; mRNA binding. Gene Ontology annotation, biological process: translation. The record is from RefSeq and is a predicted model, not a curated record. Bases 43 to 291 code for a protein of 82 amino acids.
AAAAGAAGGAACAACGGCUGUGCCUAAAAGGGCCGCGGCCACAUGCAGCCCAUUCGCUGCACAAAUUUUGCCCGAUGCAUGUCCAAGGAUAAGGCCAUUAAGAACUUUGUCAUUCGAAGCAUAGCGGAGGCUGCAGCAGUCAGAGACAUUUCUGAGGUGAGUGUCUUCGAAGCCUAUGUACUUCCCAAGCUGUAUGAGAAGCUGCAUUACUGUGUGAGUUGCGCAGUUCACAGCAAAGUAGUCAGAAAUCCAUCUCAUGAAGUCCACAAGGACCAAACACCCCCACCCUGA